AUGACUGAUGUUAAUAAUAUUGAAAUAUUAGAAAAAAUGAACACAUGUCUUACAAUAAACAUAUUGAAAAACGACCAUCUACCUAUGCAAUUAUGCCAGAUGUGUUUAAACAAAUUGGAGGAUAUAUAUAUAUUUCGCAAGAUGGUAUCAGAAAAUCAAAAUCUGUUGAUCAACUACUUAAAAACUGGAACAGAUGAGUUGAAUAAAUUUUAUUUGAAAUUGAAAAAUGGAAUAGAUGUUAAAGAUAGUGGCAACAUGAAUUAUAACGAAAAUAAACUUCUAAACGUUUCAAAGCUCACAUCUAAUACUAAUGAUAUUCCAAAUAACAAUAUCAAACAUGAAAUCAUAGACAAUUUUGAUAGUUCCAUAAACUACAGCUCUGAAGACGAAAUUAGUCUGUCAUCAUUGAAAAAGGCAAAAGAAGAAAACUAUAAUGCCAAAAUGGAAAUAAAUAAAAGUAAUUUAAAUGAAAAUUUCAAAUGUCUUAUGUGUAUGGAAUUAGUUGAUAGUCGAGGUAGUCUACUUUGGCAUUAUAAUAAAGUACAUGCCAGUAAAGAGGGUAGUACAAUAUCAGAUGUGGAUUAUUCUAUAUUGUCUUCAAAUGGUAUAAAUGUGUACAAAUGUAAUAAAUGUAACAAGAAGUAUAGCAAUAAUAAAAGCAUAAACAGACAUGUAGUUGGACAUACGGAAAGUAGACCUUUUAUUUGUAAGAUCUGUGGUAGGACAUACAAAACAGCAUCCGAUAUUGUCCGUCAUGGGAGAGUGCAUAAUGGAUACAAAUUUUACUGUGCCCACCAGUGUGGCUACAGCACAGUAUAUAUAGGAGCAUUGAAGGAUCAUCAGCGAAGACAUCGAUUGGAACAUAAGUACAAAUGCGAGAAAUGUGGCAAAGGCUUCCAAGUAAGGACCUGGUAUGAACAACAUCAGAAUAUACAUAAUGGGUUGAAGCCGUACGUUUGUCACUUGUGUGGGGUCGCAUUUCAUAUGGACAGGUACCUUACAGCCCACCGUACCGCGGUGCACCCCCAAUCUUCAAAACUGAAGCGUUACAUGUGCGUACAUUGCUAUUUACCGUGCGACUCUAUGAAGGCCCUCACGGAGCAUUUGAAGGAGCACGGCAUUAAGUCUAGUUUCCUAUGUGACGUUUGUGGUAAAACUCUGACGAACGCCGAACAACUGAAAUUCCACAAGAGGACGCAUUUAGGAGAGAAACCCUAUAAAUGCAGCACCUGUAACAAAUCAUUCGCAAAGAAAUUUAACUUACAACUGCAUCAACGCACGCACACAGGCGAGCGUGCGUACGCGUGCGCACGUUGUGAUAAGAGGUUCACACAACGCAGCACUCUACUGAGACACAACGCGAGGCAACACGCUGGAUUGGAAAUUUUGAAAUGCAAGAAUUGCUAAGAAAAAUUUACGUCCCGGAAUCAACUCGGCGUCCAUCAGAAGUCAUGUGCAUGACCAUAUCACAGCCCUCGACUUAUUGAGGGCAUUCUCUUUUGCAAAUUUAAAAUUUACUAUUUUGA
Molecule: messenger RNA, 1526 nt
Organism: Achroia grisella
Lineage: Eukaryota; Metazoa; Arthropoda; Insecta; Lepidoptera; Pyralidae
Product: zinc finger protein 501-like
Exons: 8
Coding region: 1-1407 (468 amino acids)
Cellular component (GO): nucleus
Molecular function (GO): zinc ion binding
Source: RefSeq, a predicted model, not a curated record